Molecule: messenger RNA, 1636 nt
Organism: Rhagoletis pomonella (apple maggot)
Lineage: Eukaryota; Metazoa; Arthropoda; Insecta; Diptera; Tephritidae
Product: vesicle transport protein SFT2B
Exons: 4
Coding region: 93-584 (163 amino acids)
Biological process (GO): vesicle-mediated transport
Cellular component (GO): membrane
Source: RefSeq, a predicted model, not a curated record
UUAAUUUAACCUGUAGAUUUUUGCAUUGUAUUGAAUAUCCGAAGAAUUUAUUUUUCGUAGCAAGAGUAAACUAUUAAGUAAGCUCCAAGAAAAUGGAUAAAUUACGUCGCGUGCUUAACGGAAAUGAUUCCACCCCAGAGGAGGAGAGUAGUAUCAUAACCCAGAUCAAUGAGAUGUCAACGCUCAGCUGGUCGACACGCAUCAAAGGCUUUUGCAUAUGCUUUGUACUUGGCAUCGUACUGUCGUUUCUCGGGUCUUUGAUGCUCUUCUUACACCGCGGCGUAGUGGUGUUUGCGGUCUUCUAUACGCUCGGUAAUAUAAUAUCAAUGGCGAGUACCUGUUUUCUUAUGGGACCAGUUAAUCAAAUCAAGAAAAUGUUCUCAUCUACACGCUUAAUAGCCACUUGCAUUGUGCUUGCAUCGAUAGUUAUGACCUUCAUAGCUGCAAUUGUGCUCCAUAAAGCCGGCUUGACAUUAAUUUUCAUUAUCAUUCAAUCGUUAGCUAUGACCUGGUAUUCACUUUCAUACAUCCCAUAUGCUCGUGAUGCUGUGAAGAAAACCAUCUCCGCUUGCCUUGAUGUGUAAAACUGCUAUAAUGUGGCAAUUUUAUGUUCUGCUCAUCGUUGCAUACACAACAAGCAUUGUAGCUACAUACAUACAUAAGUACAUAACUUCAAAAGUUUGAUAGUAUUAUCUUGUUUAUUUUGCCUUAGUAGUUUUGUACCAAUGCGUCACUUAAUUUAUAAAAGCAGAUUUCAAUUAUAGUAGUAGGUACUAUUAAUGUAAAUUAUAAAAACUUCAGCCGGUCGGGUCUUGGGGCACUUAAAAUAUUUAUCAUGUCAUAAAUAGUUGCUUAUAUGUACACAUGUAAAUUCUAUACUGUAGCUUAUUUUACUGAUAAAAGUAGACAUAAUCAGUGUCUUUCCACGUGUGGUAGGAAAACCAAUUUAAAUUUCGUAACCGUCGACUCAAAGUCAAGAUCGACAAUUAUUCUUAUAGAGCAGCAAGCAAUGCAAGUGUAACUUUAUAUUUAUUUGUUGAAUUACUUACUGGGGUAACCUAAAACUCCUUAUCUCAACCAACGUUGCCGAAAGCUUUCGCUGCGUUCCCACGACAGUCGGGUGUACGUAACCGGAACGACCCAGAUUUAUAUCUGGCCAAGGACUGUCACCCCAGCAACACUCCCCAAAACUCUAUGGGGAACUUGUAUGCUGCUACAACAACAACAACAACAAAGCUUUCGCUGGAAAAUCGUCACUUAACCCUAAAAAAAUCGUCAUUUCGGCCAAAAAGUCGUCAAAUUUUGGUUUAUUGUAUUUUGUUUAACAAAAUAAAAAUACAAAGGAAUUACAUACAAUUAGUCGUAUGCAUAAAAACUAAGCAAUUGCGUUUUCUUAAAAUUGUAUACCUUUAACUUAAAUUUAUUUGAAAAAAUUGAGUAAAAGGUCUGAAAGUUAAGAAAAAGUAUUUGCUUAGGCUUUAUGCAUACGGCCCAAGAAAUAUGACCACACAUUUAGGCCGAUUUUGAACAGAAACUCCCUAGGAAUAUUCAGAAUUGGGCUGAUUAUAAAACCAAAUGGAACCCACAUUGCAUAUGGGUUAAUAAAAGUGGAUUUGGAAUUGUUAACAAUUUAAAA